ACCGUGGCAGCAGCAGUGACUGCACACCUCCAUGCCCAAGUCCUGCAGCUCCAAGAGGGAGGCCUGCAGCUCCUCCUACAAAGAAACGGAAGAAUGUCGCCUGGAAGACUGUUGAGCAGCAGAACUCUGCCAAAGAAACUCCAGUUUGGGAAGAUGCCCUUCCUGAAGCGGAUACCAUAAGAAUGCCCAUCGAGUACUUCAGAGACUUCUUUGAUGAACAGCUUUUAGGUAGUAUUGUUGAACAAAGUAACUUGUACUGCACACAGCAAGAUCCAAAUCACGCCCUCAAACUUGAUCGGACUACAUUGGAGCAGUUUAUUGGUACUGUGGUGUACAUGAGCCUUUUUAGUCUGCCUCGGUCAAGGAGGUACUGGUCUAAUGCAUGCCGAGUGCAGCAGGUGGCAGAUGUAAUGUCUCGAGACAGGUGGGAAGAAAUAAAACGUAACCUACAUUUCUGUGACAACACGGCUCCCAAGAACGACGACAAGCUAUACAAAAUCAGAUUGAUUAUUGAUUCACUUCUUCCCAAAUUUCAGGCUCUCCCUCAAAAUCAGAUGUUGUGCAUUGAUGAGCAAAUGGUUCCAUUCAAAGGCAGAUCAUCCCUAAAACAGUAUAUCCCCAAAAAGCCAUACAAAUGGGGUUACAAGAUUUUUGUGCUUUGUGACACAAAUGGGCUGGUGCAUUCAUUUGAUAUCUACACAGGGAAAAUUGAUCCUGUACCAGGAAAGCCAGACAUUGGAGCCAGUGGUAACAUUGUGCUAAAGCUUGCACAAGUCAUUCAGGAGAAUGUGAACCACUUGCUCUAUUUUGAUAACUGGUUUACCUCUUUGGACCUGUUUGUUGCU
Messenger RNA from Oryzias melastigma (Indian medaka), 845 nucleotides. Its product is annotated as piggyBac transposable element-derived protein 3. The record is from RefSeq and is a predicted model, not a curated record. NCBI's taxonomy places the organism in Eukaryota, Metazoa, Chordata, Actinopteri, Beloniformes, Adrianichthyidae.